GGGGGCAUGGGUGUCUGGACCUCAGGCACCGACAUUUUCCUAAGUCUUUGGGGAACAUAUAUAUCUCCACGAAGCCCUGGAUGGGUGAACUUCAUCCAACAUUUGGGAGUUUGCUGUUUCGUUGCUUUCAUUUCAGUGGGCCUCCUCUCUGUGGCCUUCUCCUGGUUUCUGUCCUCAUCCGUAGUCUUCGCUACCUCCUGGGUGAUCACAUGUGCUCUCCUGUGCUGCUCCAAGCACAUGAGAUGUUUCAUUCUUCUCUUCUUCCUCUCUUGUGGCCUGCGUGAAGGCAGGAAUGCUCUGAUUGCAGCUGGCACAGGGGUAGUCAUAUUUGGACACGUGGAAAAUAUCUUCCACAACUUUAAAGGCCUCCUGGACAGUAUGACUUGCAACCUAAGAGCCAAAAGCUUCUCCAUACACUUUCCACUUUUGAAAAAGUAUAUCGAAGCGAUUCAGUGGCUUUACGGCCUGGCCACUCACCUAAGUCUAUUUGAUGACCUUGUUUCUUGGAACCAGACUCUGGCAGUCUCUCUUUCCAGUCCCAGCCAAGCCCUGGAGGCACAGCUAAAUGACACCAAAAGCAAAGUCCUGGGGGCCUUGUACCAGACGGCGACGGCGACAGAGCUAUUGUCCUCCCUGGGACGGCAGCUGAUGGCUCUUGCAGGGCUUUUGCUGGUGCUCCUCGGCACUGGCCUUUUCAUGAAGCGGUUUUUGGACCCUUGUGGGUGCACGUUUGAAAAUAUCUACAUCACAAGACAGUUUGUUCAGUUUGACGAAAGGGAGAGGCAUCAACAGAGGCCCUGUGUCCUCCCGCUGAGUAAGAAGGAAAGGAAAAAGUACGUGGUCAUUCCGUCUUUCUGGCUGACUCCGAAAGAAAGGAGGAACCUGGGGCUGUUUUUCCUCCCCAUACUUACCCACCUCUACAUCUGGAUGUUGUUUGCAGCCAUCGAUUUUCUGCUGUAUCGGCUCAUUUCCUCAGUGAGCAAACAUUUCCAAAGCUGGCCGGCACUGGAGCUUCGCUUGAAACUGCACAGGGAGGAGCAAGGAACUCAAAACAUCAUCCAUGAUUCCUCCUUUAAUAUAUCUCUGUUUGAACCCAACUGUAUCCCUAAACCAAAGCUCCUUCUGUCUAAGAUCUGGAUUCCCCUCAGUAUUAUUCUUGUGAUACUAGUGAUGCUAGGACUCUUGUCUUCCUUCCUGAUGCAACUUAAAAUCCUGGUGUCUGCAUCCUUCUACCCCAGCGUGCACAGGGAGCGCAUCCAACACCUACACAUGAAGCUACUGAAGAAAAGAUCAAAGCAGCCAAUGGGAGAAGUAAAAAGGAAACGGGAUCUGUACUUGACAAAGAUUCAUUUCUGGCUUCCAGUCCUGAAAAUGAUUAGGAAGAAACAAAUGGACACAGCAAGUGGAGACAAUCCAUGAGAGACCCCAAGUAGCUCCCUGGCCAUAUUACACUAGCAAUUGUCCUCAGGUCUACUGUUGGUAGUCACUAUUCAAGCACAACAGCAGAGAACUAUAUGCACCAUCCUUAAGGGGAUUAAGUUCUCAGGGCCAAACUACUUUUCUUCAUAACAUCAAAGGGCUACCAGGUAAAUGGUUAUGUUGUUUGUCUUUCAAACAAGGCAUGUAAUCUAGACUGUGUCACAAUGUAACAGGACUAUAACCAAGCCUUUUGAGUAAUAUUCAUAAACAUCAUAGAGUAAUAGUCCAAGAAAAAAACACAGAAAAAAAUUAGAAAAACAUAGAAAUCUCUACUGCAGGCUCACAAGCAAAUACCAAGGAGAACAUAAAAGUAUAAUACAAUGACAAUAAAAGAUCUUUAAACCCCUCUGCCCCUUCUCUGCCCUUCUCAGUGUCUUUCAUAGCCAGUCCAUACCCCACAACUGUCUCUCUUCCCCUUGACCCCUUAUUCAAGAACUGUUUCCAAACCCUAUCUCCAGCAGCGAAUUUCCUCUUACCACCAUCUCUGCUCUUAUCCCUAGUUUCCUGGAUCUCUUGUUUGUCCUUUUCUACCAAAUCUUCUAACCACAUUUAUUUAGGGACAAUAUUUAUCAAAAUCAUAUGAAAUGUUUGUUAAAAUGCCCAUCAUGGGCCUCUUUUUUACUCAAUAUAUAUAUCAUAUAGUACAGGGUCCUAUUUCCCCUUAACUCUAAAUAGCUAGGAAGAAGGGCAAAGCCCUUGAAUACUGAUUCUAUUAUCUCCGAAGUCCCAGAAUGGGUAAGAAAUAAAGAAACAUUAUUUAUUUACUUAUUUUUUAACUUUCAUUUUAAAAUGUUUUCAGACUUACAAAAAAAUUGCAAAAUAGUAUGAAGUUGUAUUUACUCUUCACUCUUCAUCCCCAAAUGUUGUCUUACAUAAACAUAACACAAUUAUCAAAACCAGGCAAAUAACAUUGAAAAAUGUAUAAUCUACAGAGUUUAUUAAAUUUUCAUCAGUUGCUCCACUAAUAUCCUUUUUCUGAUCCUUGAUUUAAUCCAGGCUCACACAUUGCAUUCAGCUAGCAUGGUUCCUUGGUCUGAUCCAACCAGAGAUCAUUCCUCAGUCUUUCUUUUUCUUUCAUGAUCUUGACACUUUUGAAGAGUAUUGACCAGUUAUUUUGUAAAAUGUCCUUUGAUUUGGGUUUUUCUGAUGUUCCUUGUAAGUAAACCCAAAUAAUGUAUUUUUGGCAAGAAUACUACAGAAGUGAUGAUGUGUUCUUCUCAGUGCGUGAUAUCAGAGGGCACAUGAUGUGACAUGUCUCACAGUUGGUGAGGUUACCUUUCAUCUCUUAGUUAAGAUGGGGUCUGCCAGAUUCUUCCACUGUUAAAGUUUCUACUUUUUCCUUUGUAAUCAAUAAGUAUGUAGUGGGGAAAUACUUGGAGACUACGCAAACAUGCUGUUUCUCACCACACCUCUCCCCUCUAAUUUUAGCAUCUGUGGAUGCAAAACCAUGGGGGCCAAAUAAUGAUUUUUCUAUUUUCAUAUCUUCUACAUUUCUUAAUUGGAAUUCUAUAAGAUCCCCAGAAAGAAACAUUUUUUUUUUCAAAGACUGAUCUUUGUUUCAGGCACCAGCAUAAGUAUUUACACAUACUGCAUCAUUUAUGUUUCAUGACAACCCUGUGCUGUAGGUAUUAUUAUUUCCAUUUUAUAAGCUCAGAAAUCUUACCCUCAAAGACCCUGAUUUAGCUAGCCUGGAGUGGGGUCUGGGUGCUGACAUGUUUAAGGCUCCUGGAUGAUUCUAAUGGGCAACUGGGAUUGAAAACCACCAUCCCAGGAAAUUUUACACAAUUGCAGGUCUUCAAUGGUGAAAUCUCUCUAACGGAAGGAGCCUACAUCAGAAAUGUGUCUGAUUCAGCAUGUUUCAAAGUGUGUUCCUCGGACCAAUAGUCCCUUAGUGGUUCCAUGAAAUGACUGACCUGAUGUUAGUAAAUCCAUACAAUCUGCCUUCCAAACUUGAAGAUUCAUAAAGCAUGUUGGCAUAAUGUAAAAUUUUUGAGAAACCUUAUAAUAAAGAAAUUUCUUUUAACCUUGUUUCACCCAGGAUUUCCUCAAAUUACUAAACUAUGAAACAAUUUUACCUGUAAUAACAAUUAUCAUCCUAUAGCACCAGUUCUACAGCCCAUAUUUUGGCAAAGGCUGAUAUAAUUGGCAUGACUUUCAACCAAAAAAUAAUCAGGGAAGGUGAAUAUGCGUUUAUAGUUUGGUUUACUUAAAUGUUCUGAUAGUUUUAUGCUUUAUUGUGUUUUCUAAGCAAGCAAAUGUAUAUAUUAAUAAACUGAU
Hipposideros armiger (great roundleaf bat) is the source of this 3756-nucleotide messenger RNA. It is a transcript of the gene DCSTAMP, whose product is annotated as dendrocyte expressed seven transmembrane protein. The record is from RefSeq and is a predicted model, not a curated record. Gene Ontology annotation, cellular component: endoplasmic reticulum membrane; cell surface. The coding region runs from base 7 to 1419 and encodes 470 amino acids. The transcript has 3 exons. Lineage: Eukaryota; Metazoa; Chordata; Mammalia; Chiroptera; Hipposideridae.